Molecule: messenger RNA, 5697 nt
Organism: Poecile atricapillus (Black-capped chickadee)
Lineage: Eukaryota; Metazoa; Chordata; Aves; Passeriformes; Paridae
Gene: MYOC
Product: myocilin
Exons: 3
Coding region: 139-1545 (468 amino acids)
Biological process (GO): signal transduction; osteoblast differentiation
Cellular component (GO): Golgi apparatus
Source: RefSeq, a predicted model, not a curated record
CCUCGGGGAGGCGGCGGGGCAGUGCCGGUACCCCCGCAGGCAUCUGGAAGGUUCCGGCUCGCCCGCCCCCCGCCGCCCCGACCCUCUAUAAAUGCGGGCGCCGGUGGCCGGUGCGCUCAGAGGGGCGGCGCUGGGGCCAUGCUGGGGGUCUGGGUGCUGCUUUGGGGUUCCGUGGCCCUGGGCGGCCGGGCGGACACCGCCUUCCUCCGCCGCGCCCAUGACAGCUCCGGGCACUGCACCUACUCCUUCACGGUCGCCAGCCCCGUGGAGGCUGCCUGCCCCGAGGCUGCCGGCGGCGUGCCCGAGCUGCGAGCCGAGCUGGCCGCCCUCGCCGCCCGCCUGAGUCGGCUGGAGAGCCGGGAGCGAGGAGCGGGGGGCUCGGGGCCGCGGGGAGCCGAGCCGGGGGGCGCACGGGACCCCCAGCAAGUGGCCGCGGCCGCCCGCCUGGAGGCUGCGUACGGCGAGCUGCUGCGGGCCAAGUCACGGCUGGAGGAGGAGAAGGGGCGGCUGGAGCGGGAGAAAGAGGAGCUGGGCAGGCGGCUGGAGAGCAGCGCCCAGGAGAUCACCCGGCUGCGGGCCGCCCGCUGCCCCCCCGGCAGAGAGGGGCCCGGCCGGGACACGCUGCGUGCCCCCGCCAAGGCGCCGCGCUGGGAGCCGCAGCCCCUCAGCUACCAGGAGCUGCAGUCGGAGAGGAGCGAGCUUCCCGUGUCCCGGCUGCUGGAGGAGACGGCGCUCGGCCGCCCGGCCAAGGAGGACUCAGGCUGCGGGCAGCUGGUGUGGGUGGGAGAGCCCGUGGUGUUCGGCCGGGCGGACUCCAUCGCGGGCAAGUACGGCGUGUGGAUGAAGGACCCCGAGCCCGUGCCGCCCUUCACGCGGGACAACACCUGGCGUGUGGACACCGUGGGCACCGAGGUGCGCCAGCUCUUCCAGUACGAGGAGGCCGAGCAGCUGGCCCGGGGCUACCCCGCCAAGGUGCACAUCCUGCCGCGGCCCCUGGAGAGCACGGGGGCCGUCAUCUACCGCGGCGGGCUCUUCUUCCAGCCCCGCCAUUCCCGCUCCGUGGCCCGCUACGACCUGCGGGGAGAGAGCAUCACGGCCGAGAGGGAGAUCCCCGGCGCCGGCUACCACGGGCAGUACCCCUACUCCUGGGGGGGCUACACCGACAUCGACCUGGCGGUGGAUGAGACGGGGCUCUGGGUCAUCUACAGCACUGAGAAGGCCCGGGGAGCCAUCGUGCUCUCCAAGCUGGACCCCGAGACGCUGGAGAUCCGUCGGACCUGGGAGACAAACAUCCGCAAGAGAGGGGUGGCCAACGCCUUCCUCAUCUGCGGCACCCUCUACACCGUCAGCAGCUACUCGGCUCCCAACGCCACCGUCAACUUUGCCUACGACACCGCCACGGGCAGCAGCCGGGCCCUCAGCAUCCCCUUCGAGAACCGCUUCCGCUACCUCAGCAUGCUGGACUACAACCCUGCCGAGCGGCAGCUCUUCGCCUGGGACAGCUUCAACAUGGUCACCUACCCCGUCCGCCUGUCCCGGCCGUGAGCCGAGGCUGGCAGUGCCCCGGCUCUGCCCCCGGGACCCCGGUGCGUGCCUUGGCACCCCGCUUCCCUCCCCGUUUGCCCCGACACAGCCUCGGCUGCUGCUGGGGGCCGCACGCUGCCCAGCCACAUCCCGUUGUGCUCAAGUGCAGCAGAGAGAGAUGAAGCGUUGCUCCAGAGCCUGGCAGAGCCAGGGGAAUGGCUCUGAUCAGCUUCGGUGGGUUUGGGAAGGGUCACAGCAAUACCCAGCACUCUCCCUGAGCACCCAGCCUGGCCAGCCCGAAUUUGAGCAGGGAGGAUUCAGGCAUGGUGAGGGCUGGGCAGGACAGGUGGUAGAAGAGCUGUGCAGGAGGAUCCUGCCUUAAAAUAAACAUUUUUUUCCCUAGUUGUGAGCUGUGAUCCCCUCCAUGGGGUCAGGUUCUGUUGUUUCCAGGUUCCAGCCCUGCAGAGCUCUCAUGCAGAGAUCCCACAAGCUCCACUGGCAUCCCACACUCCCGGUGCCCAGGGCCAUCCUGGAGCUCAGCCACCUCCAAAAAUCAUCGACUAGGCUGAAAAGCAGCAGAAAACACAGACACACAUUGCACAAGCCUUUUUUUUAUUGAGGGAAAAAAAAAAGCAGCCAAGAGAGCAGGGGUGAGGAGUGCUGGCAGGGCAUCCUGCAGCCGGAUGGCCUCUCGGUACCCAGCCCUUCCAGCCAUGUGCUUCAGCUUCACAUUCCAGGCCAGCAGCUCUCCCCACACCAAACCACGCUGUUUUAUCUAUUUAUGGUAGAAAGCUUGGAGGAGGAGGAGGCUUCUUUCUUCCUCUGGCAUUUGGGGCAGCAGCAAGCACAGUCCCCAGGGGCUGCACAGGGUCCUGGCCCAAUAAACAUUGCCCAGCUCCACUGCUGCCUCACCAAGCCUGUUUUCCAGGGAGUGUGGUGGGCUGGUGCCCCUCUUGAUGCACCUACAGGCUGAAGGUGCUGGUGGGGGAAUUGUAAAACUGUGAGCAGGAAAAUGCCACAUUUUGGAAGGCAGGAAUACACCAGGUACUGGAGCAGUGGAAAAGGACAGAGAACACAGUGGGACACUUGUGAUGAUCACCUGCAGCUCCAGGGAUUUUCAGUGAGAUGCUUCACCCCAUUGCUCUCCUCCCAACACUAACACUGUUGUCUUAGGUGUAGCACUGUGUAUUUGUGUAUCACAAUGAAGCAUUUGGUUCAUCCAUCAUCCCCCCCCCGCUUUAUUUUGGGAAAAUAUGCAAUGGUUGUAAAAAGUGAGAUGAUCUGUGGAAGAUAUGUUUGUUUAAGCUACAGGGUGGGCAGCAGGUGGGAGCCCAGAAGAGGGAGGAGGCUGAAAGAUUCAUUCCUGCUCCAGGGCAGGCCCAGAGCCAGGCUGGGAAUCUCACCUGAGGCAGGGCCGGUGAAGGAUCCCCCUGGGCACUGCUGUCCCCAGGAUCUGCAGCAGGGCUCAGCCCAGGAGGGUCAGGAACAGUCACCCUGUCACUAUCACACCCAGAGCUGGGAGCCCUGGGGCUGGGGAGAGCCAAGCCUGCCACCAAGGAUGGGAGAAAGGCAUUUCUGGCCCGAAACAGGACGGGAGGCGAGGCUGGAGUCCCCCUUCACCCCACAGCUCCCCGGGGGUGUGAGCCAAGGCCCGGGAUGAAAGGCAGGGUUUGUGCAGAGCCCCGGGGAGCAGCAGCACCUCGGUGAGCCCAGACACCGAGGGCAGACACUCCCGGCCCUCCCCGCACUGGGGCCUUUCAGGCUGGGAAGUCCAUCUCUUAAUUGACUGAGAAAAUAAAGGAGGACAAGCCAAUGUACACAGGAUUUCCAGAAAGCUGGGCUGGAGCUGAACAGCGCUGAAUACACUGCUUUACUUAACAGGCUUUGGGAAAACAAGCCCUCCCUGCCCACAUCCCAGCAAGAAGCCAGCCUCAGCCCAGGGGGGUGCUGGAUCUGGCCCCAGUCACAUUUAACCCCCCUCUGGCUCUUGCCCUGGAGAAAAGUUACAACCUUUUCACAGCCUCAACAUUAUUAAGGAAAAAGAAAUUGAAUUCCCUGAAGAAAAUAGUUCCCUGAUUUCUGGGAGGUUCACACAAUUAUUUCUGACGACCAGAGUCCUAGAAAAGAGAUUACACACCAAAUCCCAUUCAAAUUAAAAAAAAGCAAGAGCUACUCCAGUGUAAAUAGCCAGGAGCAAGUUAUCUGAUUAAAUGUCAUGAAAAUACUCCAUCAACGGGGGUCAAUGACUGAAAGCUCCACCUGGCCUCAAAGGCAGCUGGCGUGGUUUGGGGUUUUGGAGAGGCACACAUCAAACCUGGGUUAUUUGGAGGCACAUUUACUUUUAAUUAAACUUCUGCAGAAAAACUCCCUUUGAUAGUCCAAAGCCUGGUACAUUCCCACAGCCAACUGUGAGAAAUCCCUCUGACUUCCCAAUGGUUUUAUUACUACAGAAUUUAACAGUAAUCCUUUCAGCAGCAUUUCCUUAAAAAUAGAAGUCUGGUGAAUGAGUUCCCCUUUUUGGGGUGUCCUUUUAGGAUGAAACAAGCUGAAAACAACCUCAGGGCAGGGAAACAUGACCACAACUCAGUUACUUUUGUAGCCCAUUUCUAGAUGGAAGCAGUGUCCACAUUCACUCAGUCCAUGCCCACCCUCCUUUCCAAGCAUUUACUGCAGCUGUGCUCCUACAGAUCCUUGUGAAAAAGGUGAUUUACCCCGAGUGUGACCUGCUCAGAGAUUCCUUCUGCCCAUGGCUGCAUUUGUGGAUUCCAGCACUUUUGAUUUACUCCAUAUUGCUGCAGUUUUACCCUGAACAAAACCAGCCUGGGCAGGAAUGGACUCCAGCUCCUCUGGUGGCCCUAAGCUGCUGCUUCCCACCCCACCCCAGCGUUGGCAGCGACACCUCUGACCACAGAUCAACCUGGGGUGCUUGCAGAGCCACCCCAACACUCCUGGCUGCAUCCUCCCUUUCCCCAGAGGUGCAGAGCCAGCCAGCACCUUCUCCCCAGGCAGGAAUUACUCCUCAGAGCCCAAGACACCAAAGGUUCCCGGUGUUUGUAGGAUCAAGUUCCCUCUUGUGGCCGGCUGAGCACAUCCUGCCUGUCCUGAUCCCACAGGGCAGGGCAGGGCAGAGCAGGCUCCCUGAACUCAUCCCUUUCCCCCGGGGCUGUUGGUGCCUCCAGAGGCUGCCUGGAACAGGGGCUGGUCAGAGUUAAAGGAAUAAAGCAGGGAUUUAUUAAAAAUCCUUCCAAGGAUGCACCUUGGGCACUGCAAGAGCCUGGCCAAGGCUAUGCCCAAGAUGGAGGUUAUGAGUUUUCACACUUUGAUCAGUUUUGUUCAUUUCCAUAUUGGGGUUAAUUGUCCCAUUCCAGCUGCAGGUGAUGCAGUCCCAUCCUCCCAGAUUGCUCUCCUCAAUUUGCUGCUGGUUGUGCUUUUUGGGGCUGGAGCUGCAGCGGUGUCCUUGGUUGUGGGGCUGGAAAAGGAUUGUUGUGUGUGCCUGAGCUGUGAGGAGAACUGGCUGACACUUGACAUGAAGCUCAGAGUUACCAAUGCACUACAGAACCUGGGAAAUGUGAAAGCCAAAACUUCAGGCAUCACAGUCACUCACUGGCUGAGGGGACAACCGGCAUCAUCCCAACUCCACCCACUGGAAUUCCCAGCAAUUCCCACCCAGAGGUGGCCACAAAGGAGCUUCUGGGAGCAUUUUCCUUCAGGAGCCUUUCCCUGGGAGCUCCACUCACCUCCUGCAGCAAUCACGAGAGCAGCCAGGGGCUUUAUUUAGAGAAUACUUUAUUAGUUUCUGUAAUCAAACCCAUGUAAAUAAGACCGUACAUAUUUCAUACAGUGCGUUACCCCUGUACAAAUGGAAAAAAAAUUAAGUUUAACAUUUCUAGACCAAUAUGGCUGUUAAUUUCUGUACAAUGCCAACUCACACUACAAGUGGGAUACUUUUUUCCAAAGUUGACAUCACAGCUAGUUUCCAAAAAUUCAAAUUAUAUAUAUAUUUAUAUAAAAAGAUAACCAAUAGCGAUUCACUAGGCAUCAAUAGCAGCAACAGCCUUUCCAGCUUCUGCAGUCAUUUGAACAAAAUUAUACACAUUAGACUUUCAACUCUUCCUUCCAAAAAACGUAAAAAAAAGGAAAAAAAAAACCAAAAUCCCAGAAAAAACCAGCAAA